Messenger RNA from Impatiens glandulifera, 3022 nucleotides. Its product is annotated as histidine kinase 5. Gene Ontology annotation, molecular function: histidine phosphotransfer kinase activity; phosphorelay sensor kinase activity. The transcript is spliced from 13 exons. Gene Ontology annotation, biological process: protein autophosphorylation; phosphorelay signal transduction system. The record is from RefSeq and is a predicted model, not a curated record. Lineage: Eukaryota; Viridiplantae; Streptophyta; Magnoliopsida; Ericales; Balsaminaceae. The coding region runs from base 157 to 2964 and encodes 935 amino acids.
UCACGUUUCAGUCGCCUCCGUUCAGAUCUACAGUCACAACAAAGAAAGAGCCAGAGUCGGUUGAAGAAUUCUAAUCCAAAAUUGCUCUAGUUUCUCAAGAAGAAAUCCCAGUGGACAGUGGGACACCAUUUUGGUUGGAUUUGAUUCAGCUUUAAAAUGGUUUGUGAAAUGGAGAGUGAUCUCCUUGAAGAGAUGGAUAUUGAAGUUGUUUCUUCAAUGUGGCCAGAGGAUAUAAAUGAUGGAAAACAAUUUAACAUAGAAAUUCCAGAAAGUGAUAGAGAUAUGUUGAAAGAGGUUACAAUCAAUGAGGAUCCUUCAAUAGUUGACUUCCAGCGUCUGGCAGAGCUGACCAAUUACAGUGAGAAGGGGUCGUCUCAGUUAGCAUAUCUCUUAAAAUACUGGAAUUAUAAGCAAGCUAAUGCUGUGAGAUUACUCGAGGAAGAGAUUGACAACUUGAGCAAGCAAAGGCAAGAAGUUGAACUCAAGCGCUUGGAGAUUCUGGAAGAACAUCGUUUUGAGCAAGAAAUUUAUUAUGGUGAUAAACGUCCUAUUUCCAUAUUAGAUGGAAUCUAUGAUAUAUGGGAAGAUGUUCCUUCCAUGACAAAAGAUGUAGUUGUUCAGGAUAAGAAACUAGAAAUAGAUGCAGAGUUUGACACUGUAUUGUACUGGAAACAACGAGCUAUGAAUUUAGAGAAGUUGUUGGAGGCAAGUGUUCAGAGAGAGCAGAUACUAUUAGAGAAGCUGCAGGAAAGUCUAAAAAACUUGGAAAGACAGUCCUCACCUGUGGAAGAGUUGUCCCAAAUGCUUAAACGAUCAGAUAAUUUCUUACACUUCAUUCUCCAGAAUGCACCAUUUGUAAUUGGUCACCAGGAUAAAGAAUUACGUUACCGCUUCAUCUAUAAUCAUUUCCCAAGUUUGGAUGAAAAGGAUAUCAUUGGAAAAACAGACGUCGAGAUUUUCACUGGCACUGGUGUUAAAGAAUCCCAAGAUUUCAAAAGAGAAGUGUUAGAAAGAGGAUUGCCUGCGAAGAGGGAAAUCACAUUUGAAACAGAGUUAUUUGGGUCAAAGACAUUUUUAAUAUAUGUUGAGCCUGUUUUCAGCAAGGCUGGGGAAACUAUCGGUGUGAAUUACAUGGGAAUGGAAAUAACUGACCAGGUGAGAAAAAGAGAAAAGAUGUUUAAGAUUAGAGAGGAGAUAGCUGUACAGAAAGCCAAGGAGACUGAGUUGAACAAGACUAUUCAUAUAACAGAGGAAACAAUGCGAGCUAAACAAAUGCUAGCAACCAUGUCUCACGAGAUAAGAUCUCCUCUAUCUGGUGUUGUAAGCAUGACUGAAAUUCUUUCUACCACAAACCUUGACAAGGAGCAAAGACAAUUAUUGAAUGUCAUGUUAUCUUCUGGAGAUUUGGUCCUUCAAUUGAUCAAUGAUAUUCUCGAUCUUUCCAAAGUCGAGUCAGGAGUUAUGAAAUUGGAAGCUACGAAGUUCAGGCCAAGGGAGGUAGUAAGACAUGUACUCCAGACUGCAGCAGCAUCGCUGAAAAAAACGUUAGUUUUGGAAGGGAAUGUAUCGGAUGAUGUUCCAGUCGAGGUUAGAAAUCUAUGCAAUUUUGUUAUUGGAGAUGUCCUAAGGAUACGACAGAUUCUUACUAAUUUGAUCAGCAAUGCAAUCAAGUUUACCCAUGAUGGCAAGGUGGGGAUAAAGCUAUAUGUGGUGACUCCACCAUCUUCUUUAAGGGAGGAAAGUUCUAAUCAGAAUUCAACUCCAGUGCAGUCUGGUUACCCAGAAACUGGACAAAAUAUGGAUACGAGUUCCCAAAAUCGUAAGGAAGACGAUCCAAAAAGCCCACUGCAGGACAUUUCUCACCUACAAGAAACAGUUUGGAUAUGUUGUGACGUACAUGAUACAGGGAUUGGAAUACCAGAACAUGCUCUGCCUACUCUGUUUAAGAAAUACAUGCAAGUUGGCGCUGAUACAGCUCGCAAGUAUGGAGGAACUGGACUAGGCCUGGCUAUCUGCAAGCAACUGGUUGAACUUAUGGGUGGUCAUCUUUCAGUUAACAGCAAAGAUGGAUAUGGCUCUACGUUUACGUUUGUUCUACCUUAUAAGGUUUCAAAUAUAACAGAUGAUUCAGAUGAUCAAGAAACAUUCUCAGACAUGGAAGAAACCGAUGUAGAGGCUGAUUCCAAUGAUGAUAGUUGUGGUUUUUUCCAAUUCCAUCCACGCAACAUAGGUUCUCUAUUCUCUUCCAACAGUUCAACAAGAAUGCAAAAGGUGUUGCCAAAUAAUUCAUUAUUAUUCUGUGACUCUCUUGAACUAAAUGGAUCAAAGGAAUUGCCUUCACUCGAGGAUGCCGGCUCCAUUGUUGUUGAUAGUAUGGAGACACAACACGAAUCUUCUACAACACACAGUUCAGAUAUUUCCAAAACUAAGCCAUCUCAUAAAGAUAACGAUUCAAGUUCCUGUUGCAUUGAUAUAGUUCCAGAAGAAGUUCCAAAGGCUAUCAUCUCUAAACCUAGAAUCCUUCUGGUGGAGGAUAGCAAGAUUAAUGUAAUGGUGGCACAGUCAAUGAUGAAACAGUUAGGCCAUAAAGUAGAUGUUGUCAAUAAUGGAGCUGAAGCUGUACGUGCAGUUCAGGGCCAUUGCUACGACCUUAUUUUGAUGGAUGUAUGCAUGCCGAUAAUGAAUGGACUUCAGGCCACGAGAUUGAUUCGAUCUUAUGAAGAAACUGGGAAUUGGGAUGCUGCAAUAGAAGCUGGAAUUGAUACUCCUUUGCCCUCUUCUUCAAAUUCAUUACAAAGCAAUGGAAACUGUAUAUUGACAAGAAAAAGAGUCCCCAUAGUUAUGACAGCAAACGCGUUAUCAGAGAGCGGGGAAGAGUGUUUUGCAAAUGGUAUGGACUCUUUUGUAUCGAAGCCUGUUACUUUUCAAACGUUAAAACAAUGUCUUGAACAAUAUUUGGCUUGAGAUAGUUUGAGAAUUUGGUUAUUGUAUAUAGUUAGCAAACUUAAAAUGUGUAUAGAUA